AUGACGCUCAUACCGGCUAGCCUCACGAUCCUCUCCCUGAAUGCAAGGGGCCUCAACAAACCAGAAAAGAGGGCAACUGCCCUAAGAGACUUUCACUCCGCCAGUGCGUCCAUAGUAUAUUUACAAGAGACGCACUUUAAAGAAGGGUCACGACCCAAACUACACGACCACCGAUACCCCACGGGUUACUUUAGCGACUAUCACGGGGGUAAGGCCCGGGGCACCGCGAUACUACUACACAAAAGAGUACCACUACAGGAGAUGGGGGUCCAAACAGAUAGGGAGGGCAGAUUUGUUUUCCUGAAGGGCACAAUCGCAGGCCAGAUCUACACGUUCGCCAACAUAUAUGUCCCCAACCAGAGACACUAUAGAUUCCUCUCACGGACUUUUCGCAAGUUACAGGCAUUCGCCCAGGGCGUCCUAGUACUGGGGGGAGAUUUUAACCUGGCCCUGGAUCCGAAGUGGGACACCUCCACGGGCUCAUCACAUGUCCCAGCCCAACAAUUAUCCGUAAUCAAAACUCUCCUCACUAAACACAAGCUAGUUGAUAGUUGGAGGGCACACCAUCCUGACGAGAGGGACUAUACGUUCUAUUCACAUCCCCACAACUCAUACACUAGGAUUGACUAUUUCUUCCUGCAACACUAUCACCUACCACUGGUGGUACAAACAGAACACGGCACGGCGACAUGGUCUGACCACGCACCGGUAGCACUCACAUUAACCUCCCCUCUGUUUAGACCCAGGGUGACUAAAUGGCGACUUAAUGAGUACCUACUCUCCGAACCCACAGUUAAAUCCGACACCGAAUCUACCCUCAGAGAGUACUUCACCAACAACACACCUGACCAAACAACCCCGACAAUAGUGUGGGAGGCGCACAAAAGCGUAGUGAGGGGCCACCUAAUACAAAGGAGCGCCACACUGAAAAAACAGAGGGAAGCGAAAAUGACCGCCCUUCUGGCAGACAUCCAGAGGCUAGAUAGCCUCAACAAAAAAGAACAGACACACACACAACAGGAACAAUUGCUUUCCUUACGUAGAGACCUGACUCGACUCCUCCAAACCAGAUACCACCGAGACGUACUACGACAUAAGGCGUUUUUCUCCUUACAUGGUAACAAAAGUGGCAGAUUACUGGCUCGGAUGCUCACUAAACGUAGACAACAGACAUACAUAGACCGUAUCCGAGAUAACAAAAACAUGCUACAUCGACUCCCCACUAAGAUCCAAGAGGUAAUUAGGGCAUACUACGCGGACCUAUACUCCCUCCCGAGGCCGACGUCGACCCAAGCAACCAAACACCUAAUGGAUACCAUUAACGACUACCUCACCACACACAUGGCACACACAUUAGGCAGGGACACGGUGUCCCUCCUGGACGAAGAAAUCACACCGGAGGAACUGGCUGCGGCUAUUAAGCGAACAAAGCCCGGCAGAAGCCCGGGCCCGGAUGGCCUGCCGCUCUGUUAUUAUAAGACUUAUGCGGACAUACUAUACGAGCCCCUCAUAGCAGCGUUCAACGCGGUCAGGGAGGGCCACCACUUCCCCAAACAGACUUUGGCAGCAUACAUCACCGUCCUGCCCAAGGAGGGGAGGGAUGGAGAGCAUUGUGGAAACUACCGGCCGAUAUCCCUUAUAAACUGCGACCUCAAGCUGCUGGCCAAAAUACUGGCCACCAGACUACAGACACACAUACCCACGCUGAUACACCCGGAUCAAGUGGGGUUUGUACCGGGGAGGGAAGCCCGCGACAAUACGAUACGCACGCUCACUCUGAUGCACGGGGACAGGCGCUCGCGCGGAGACCUCCUCCUGCUAUCUACAGACGCGGAGAAGGCCUUUGAUAGGGUCAACUGGGAUUACCUGUUCCAGACCCUCUCGCGUACGGGACUGGGCCCGGGAGUCAUGGGGUGGAUAACGGCCCUAUACACACAACCUUCUGCCCAAGUGAUAGUUAACGGGGCGUUGUCAGCACCGUUCAACAUACUAAACGGCACACGUCAGGGAUGCCCACUAUCCCCACUGCUUUUCGUUCUAGCCUUAGAACCGUUCUUAGUGGCAGUUAGGAACAAUCCAGAUAUAACGGGAGUGAUGGCAGGGACGACACACCACAAAGUAGCGGCAUAUGCAGACGACAUGCUCUUUUACGUGACAAACCCGGAAGUAUCCUUACCCAACAUCCUGAAAGCCUUUCGGGACUUCGGUAGGAUAUCUAAUUUAAAAAUAAACCUCUCCAAAUCAUACAUUCUAAACAUUGAUAUCCUGGCGCGACGGGCGACACCGCUAUGCCAACACUAUACAUUUCAAUGGGCCACGCACAAAAUAAAAUACUUAGGAAUCUGGUUAACACGGAACGCAGGGGACAUGUUCAGGGAAAACUUCACCACCAUACACACGAAGUUUCGCACGGAAAUGCAGGAAUGGGCAUACCCACACAUCUCAUGGCUUGGCAGGAUACAAGUAGUCAAAAUGAAUUUUCUCCCCCGCCUCCUGUACCUCUUCCAAACCAUCCCCAUUACAGUCCCCCGCACAUUCUUCGUCACGCUCCGCACUGCAUUCGGGCGAUACGUCUGGAAUGGGAAACGACCAAGACUCAGACAUACCCUAUUAACGCUACCGAAGGAUAGAGGAGGCCUGGCAUUGCCGGACUUCACUCUCUAUUAUAGGUCCUGUCACUUCCUGCGGAUAAUAGAAUGGUCCAAACAAGGGGUGCAGAAGCAAUGGAAACAAGCAGAAGAAGUCGAGGCAGGUGUCCCAGUCGCGGUCCUGCCAUGGCUGCCUCCCGGGAUCGGGAGCAAGGGGAGGAAAUGCUCCCCAUACAUCAAGGCUACUCUGCAAGAGUGGCACCGCACAAAGGAUAGACAUGAGCUAGCACCGUACCCAUCGCCCCUUCUCCCACUAAUACACAACCCAAACUUUCCACCGGGACUGGACCCAAGGGCUUUCCACGCGCUGAUCCAAGACCCAAUCCCCAGACUUAGCCACGUCUAUACGGCAAAUGGCCUCAAGACACUCAGGGACAUGAGGGGAGACGCAGACUUUAACCUCCUGAUACGCCUAAAACACAAACAACUCCAGAGCUACAUAGCAACUCUUCCACAGGGGCCCAUUUUAUCGAGAGCUCCCACAUACUUUGAAGACAUAUGCCUACACCCAGACCCGUUAACCCACGGAGUCUCCCUCAUGUACACAUCACUUCUGACUCAAACACCAAUAGCACAACCAAGCUUUAUGGGGAAAUGGGAGGCAGCACUGGGUCGUACGAUUCAUAAGGCAGACUGGGAAAAAAUUUGCUAUCUCACGCACCAUUGCUCUAGCUUCAGCAAGACGCAGGAAACAGCAUACAAACUACUGACACACUGGUACUGCACCCCCGCGGCACUACACGAACAUAUCCCAGAAUACCCCCCAGUGUGCUGGAGAUGCGGAGAGGGGACGGGCACGCUUCUACACAUCUGGUGGGAAUGCAACAAAAUCGCACCGUUCUGGAAAGCCAUACACAAAAUUAUAGGGCAACUCUCAGACGACCCACCCCCAUUCGGCCCAGCAGAAAUGCUUCUACACCUCACUAAGGUCCCUAGGACCAUAUAUAAGAAAUCACUGACGAUCCGCAUACUAAACGUAGCUAAAACUACCAUACCACAACACUGGAAACAGCAGACCACUCCGCCACUGAAAACUUGGUUCACCCAAAUGGAGGAGUUGAGGUCCUUAGAAGAACUCCACGCCACAGCGAAUAACACACACCAAACCUAUCUCAAUAUAUGGACGCACUGGCUACUGAAGUCGACACAACCAGGCUUCCUGGGCGAGACCCAGGCCCAACAAUAGAGACUGGACUAACGCUACACCAAGAGGCGGACACCUGACACCGACAGAACCUAGACCCCUAUCCCGAUACCCCCCCACCACGACAUACCCAUCCCGACCACCUUAACACACGAGUAAAAGGUACCCUUGAUUUGGCAGGGAUCGCCUAGUACCGCAUGGAUUAGGGCGACUUGGAGACCACACAUGGUGGACAUCCGCCAUGUAGGCAGACGGUUCAUGACCAUAGUAAAGUAGGGGAGAGGACGGACAAUUAUCAUGGAACGCAUGGGGACGGGGAGGUAUCACGUCCAAGUUUAGGUUUUCAACUAGCAGUUUAAGCUAGGAGACUGAUGAACUGAGUAUAUCAUGAGUUGUCUGUUCCUCAACUGCUUGUUCCAAACAGUGUAUAAAAUACCAUCGCAAGAGGGACCUGCGAGUCCACAUUGUCUAUGGGGCCUGCGAGCCCGCACUGCUACCCAACCUUACAAUGUCGCUGAUUUACUCUAUGCCCUCACUAAGUAUGGACCUGCGAGUCCAAAUGAAGUAGGACUGCCUCGAUUUGAAAAAUGAAAAUAAAAAUCAUAUUUACAAAAAAAAAAAAAAAAAGUUUAUGGAUUCUUGGCUCCAAUGAUGCCACUGCAACACGGAGAGCCAUUUGUAUGUCAAGUCGACAGCUGCACUUAUUUUUCAUUGCCGUAACAAAUGAGAAUGUCUUUUCACACAAAUAUGUUUUUGCAAAUGGAAUAAAAAUUUUGUUUUACAGACACACACAGACAGACAGAAUACAAUACCAAUGUGACUUACACAACUCCACAAAUAAAGUGCUUAGUGAAAAAAGUGCAUAUGGAUAAUUUGUCACUUAAAGGUUCACUAUAGUAUCAAGAAAAACAAAGCGGUUUUCCUGACACUAUAGUGCCCUGAGGGUGCCCCCACCCUCAGGGUCCCCGUCCCGUGGCGCUGAAGGGGUUAAAACCCCUUCAGCCACUUACCUUAUUCCAGCGCCGGGCUCCCUCGGCGCUGGUGACCUCUCCUCCCCCGCCGAUGUCCGCUCCCUUUGCCGACGUCAGCGGAGCUCAAUGCUUUCCUAUGGACGCUCUGCACGAUGGAGACAUAAUAUGGCAUUUAUAUUAAUAUGGCAUAAUAUGCCUCCAGCAUCGCAGAUGCCCCUCUAGUGGCUGUCCAGAAGAGAGCCACUAGAGGCUGGCUUAACCCUGCAAUGCAAACAUAGCAGUUUUUAGCAGUUUGCAUCUGCAGGGUUAAAACCUGAGGGACCUGGCACCCAGACCACUUCAUUGAGCUGAAGUGGUCUGGGUGACUAUAGUGUCCCUUUAACUUCCCUUACAGCCAAGGAAUAACCUGAAGAUUUCCUCAAAUCUUCAAUUAGUAAAUGCAAAAUAUAGGGUGUGUCCUGCUAGAGAAGAUAUAGAUAGCACAACAUAGUGCAAAACUGGAUAAUGUAAUUUUGGUACAUUACAAAUAUAGAGCCUUCAGAAAAUGAUUGGUAGAUAUCUUUUCAAGUCUUGAACUUUAUUUGUAUCAAUCUCAUUCAAUGAUAAAAAGUGCAACCAAAUCAAAUAGCAAAGUUAUCUACUUACACCAAAGUAAACCGUAGUAGGUAAAGCAUGUCACCUAAGGUACCCUGUGAUUCUUUUGAUCACAUGCUUUACCUACUACUGGCCCCGUGCGUAGAGGAGUAUCAGUGGUGUCUGCUAAUAAGACCCAAAGAAGGGCAAAAUGAUUGUUCACGGUUGUUGUAUCCCUCUUGCAGAAGGAACUUAUUAGAAGUUUGGAUAUGGACUAACCUUGUCAGUGGGAUCAGUCUGAUAUGAUUUUGGUUCAGGUCCCCUAUGGUUCAAGUGAGCAAAAACAUUGAUUAACAAUUUUUUUAAAUGUAUUUUUGUAUAAAAAAUUUUUUCCAAGUGGUGAGGUGUCUACCUGAAUUUUCUUAGCAGAAGCAGAAAAUCAGAGCUUCUGCUAAUGGGACCAAAACCUUUAGAUUAUACAAACUAGCUCAGGAGUUGAUUGCAAGCAGUUCCCAGAUAGAUGUAGAAUUGCAUAAAAAAAUACUUUUGAUAAUUAAUUACUUUGCCAUGAUUAACCCAGGGGGCAUGGUAAAAUAUCCCUCCCUAAAGUAGUUGGAAUAUUAAAGGACCACUCUAGGCACCCAGACCACUUCAGCUUAAUGAAGUGGUCUGGGUGCCUGGUCCAGCUAGGGUUAACCCAUUUUUUCAUAAACAUAGCAGUUUCAGAGAAACUGCUAUGUUUAUGAAUGGGUUAAGCCUUCCCCCUAAUCCUCUAGUGGCUGUCUUAUUGACAGCCACUAGAGGCGCUUGCGUGCUUGUCACUGUGAUUAUGAAUGCUUUCCUAUGUGACCGGCUGAAUGCGCGCGCAGCUCUUGCCGCGCGUGCACAUUCAGCCCAGGAGGAGGAUCGGAGGAGGAGAGCUCCCCGCCCAGCGCUGGAAAAAGGUAAGUUUAACCCCUUUUCCCCUUUCCAGAGCCGGGCGGGAGGGGGUCACUGAUGGUGGGGGCACCCUCAGGGCACUAUAGUGCCAGGAAAACGAGUAUGUUUUCCUGGCACUAUAGUGGUCCUUUAACUUGUUUGAACAGGGCCCUCAUCUAGCUAUUGUUUCUAUGUCACUGUUUAAUUGUCUCAUUUAUUGUAAAUUCCCCCCCCUCCUUUUCAUAAUAUUGUAAAGCGUUGAGGAAUUGGUUGGCACUAUAUAAAUACCAAUAAUAAUAAGCAUUAAUAAAGUAUCAGUUCAGACUCAAAUUGUUUUCUUGCUUUAUUUUUAUUUUUCUAUGUUUCUAUGCAUUUUUGUAAAAUGAUCGCAGUGAUCAUAAAAUGAUCGCAGUUAUAUACAAUAAGCAAUGUCUAACUUUCUUAACAUAUUAAAAUCACAUUCAUUUUUAGUACAUCCCAGACCCCGCUGUCUGGGCUUAGCAGUGAUAUCCAGGUAAGAUUAUUUACCAGUUGUUUUUAACAUUUCUUUUCAGAGGUAGCCUAUUCUCCCACCUUAUCAUCAUUUGCAGCCUUUGUUUUACUUGUUUUGUACUUCUGAACAUGUUCUAAUUCCAAAUGGAUUUUGCCUCUUGCAAAUUUGUAUUGGUAAAGUAUGCCUUCAACAUGUCUGGCAUAUUUGUAUUGUUUACAUAUCUUGAACUAUAGUAGCUCAGUGUAGGUUUUAAGGGAAAAUGCAGAAAGUCACAAAGACGUGAAAAGACCAGAGCAAGAUGGAGAUUUAUAAAAGUGUUACUUAAUGCUAAUGCACUAGCCAUACCAAAGUGUUUUUAAAUCGAUUACAUAUGGUUGGGUUUGAUAAACUGCAUCUUGUAUAAAACAAUUCUCAUAGAUCUGAAGUUCCAUUUAAUAUGUUAAUGUGGCCGUUGUCUUGUCUUUUAUGUUUUGUUACUUAAAGUUUAUAUUCAUUAAUUUUAAUUAUUUUUUUCAUUAUUUUGUUGCAUGCGAUUUUACGUUCUUGAUUUCUUUUCUAACUAGAGGCGAGCUAGACAGGUUCUGAUUAUGUUAACCCUUAUUGUUUUGUUCAUACACAGUUAGCCUUACAAGAGGAGAAGUUAAAACUAGAAGAAGAGGCUUUAUAUGCUGCACAGCGUGAAGCAGCCAGGGCAGCCACGAAAAGAAAGCUUUUGGAGGUGAGGGGAUGAUGCCCCAAUACUUGUAGACCUUCCUGUACCAGUAGAUACAUGUGUGUCUUUUUAGGCCAGCAAGGACUCCUCUCCUGCUGAUAUACUGUAAAGAAAGGCCUGCUUUUUUUGGCAACAAGUUGUCACACACCCCCCUUCCUUCUUUUUGUACGGCAAUUGAUAAUUAAAGACAUAUUACAAUCUAAAACUAAUGCUAUUUGAAAAUUUUACAUCUUGCCCCUUCAGUCUUACUGCUCAAUUCUCUGUCAUUUAGUUAAAUCACUAAGUUUAUUCACACCUACCCUGACUAUGUUAUUCACUAAGGGGAGAAUUCAAGGUGAAUUCAAAGUAAAUUUUAAAUUUAAGGUCAAAACAUCCAAACUGAAAAGAGUCUCUAAGUCAACUAUGCUACUCUUGCCUUAAAUCUAAAAUUCACCUUGAAUUCUCACUUCAGUAAAUAACCCUGUAAACGUUUAGCGUCCCUUGUUGCACAGUGUGUUUAAAGGGACACUAUAGGCACCAGGACAACUUUAGCUUAGGGAAACGGUUUUGGUGGCCUGUAGUCUCACUGCUCAUUUUUCUGCAAUUUAGUAGUUAAAUCACUUUUGUUUCUGUUUAUGCACCUCUAGCAACUACUCCCCCAGUUGUGAUUUGCACAGCCUGCAUGAAAAUUUUUUUUUAUUUUCACUCCGAUGUUAACUUGCUUUGGGAGUUUUUAUCUCCUGCACUGUAAAUGGAACUUGAUCCACAUACAGAAUGGUCUUGCAGGGUCUAGAAGGCUAUAAACAGAGCACCAGAUAAUACAUUCUAAAUUAAACAGAAUAUGCAAUAAAGUAAGUUUUAACAUUUGAUCUUGCUUUGCCGGACUAAAGUUUCAUGGCAGAGAAUUCAGCAGUGAGACUGCAGGGACAUGAGCUAUACAUAAAAAACUGUUUCAAUAAACUAAAGUUGUCCUGGUUCUUAUAGUGUCCCUUUAAUUUAAAAUGUCCUGUCUCCUGCUCUUUUAAUUGCUUGCUAGAUCCUGUAACAGUCAUGUGUGUGAUUUGAAGUUCAAUUAAUAGAGAAGGAGAUUAGAACUUGUAAAGUAAACACACUCUGUAAAAGUAAAACUUUUUUUUUUUUCUAUGGAGGCUGUGUGCGUCACAACCAGGGGAGGUGUGCCGAGAGCUGCAUAAAUAAAGACAUUUAACUCAUAGGGGCAGAGCAAGCAGUGAGAUUGCACGGGCAUGGUAUAUACACCAAGCUGCUUUGUUGUGGUGCUUAGAGUAUAUAUUGCUUGUGUUAAAGGAACAAUAAUGUUUUUUUUAAAAGUAUUUUAAUUCUUAUUAUGAAUGUAAAAAAUCACAAAUGCCCUUUUAACUCCAUUUAAAUCCCCCCUGAAUUUCACUUUAAAAUGCAGAUGUUGCUAAUGUGAGGCAACCAACUAGUGGAAUCACCCUUGAUAUUUCUGUGGUUUUCAUGGCGAUUUCUCAACUCUGUACCACUUUUUUCUUUUGGCAACAUUUCAUGAAAAAAAAUUCCCAGGCACUCUGUUGACACCCAACACAAUGCAAUGAUUUUUCAAUUAUCCAACAAAACUGAAUAAUUUAUUUCACUCAGUAUCACUGUUUAUAGUCAGAGCAUUUUGAGUUUGGCAUGUAAUGCAUAUUUAAAACAGAAAUUUAAAAACCAAACAUUUUAGUUUAAAGGGACACUUUAGGGUAGGGAACAGGAACAUGUAUUCCUGACCCAACCCUCCAUUUUGGUGGCUUGUUUACAUUGCAGCUCAAAGUCUGCCCUCUGUGGCUGUCUGCCAGACAGCCACUAGAGGGCUUCCGGCAUCCAAACGGACUUUUGGUCCAUUAUCUCACGCACAUUAGGUCGGUGGGGAAGAAGCGUGGGCAGAGCUUGACCCAGCACCGAGGGACAUCGAGGCUGGAUUCAGGUAAGUUUUGUGCAGCACUGCCCCGAGAAGCACCACCAGUAGCCAUCUGAGGAGUGGCCACUUGGAGAUGUCCUUAGGGGCAAUGUAAACACUGCAUUUUCUUUGGAAAGGCAGUGUUUGCAUGAAAAUGCCUGCAUAUAAUGAUUAUACUCACCAGAACAACUGCAUUAAGCUGUAGUUGUUCUGGUGACUAUAGUGUCUCUUUAAAUAAACACUAAUGGGUUACAUUUUACUUGUUGUACAAUGGCUCCCAGCCUUUUUUGAAACUACGCACACUUCAAUGAAAUACAUUCCACAGCACACUUUAAUGACAGAAGUUCCAAAGCACACCGACUUUUUGUUUUUGUUUUUAAUGUCAAGAGCAACUUUUGAAUGUCACUUUUACAUGACGAGAGAGGUAUGCAUGCUUCUAGCCAAACUGACUUGGUUAGUUUCAAAGGGGAUCUGCUAGUUCCCAAGAUUUUUAAUAUUAUGUUUAUUUGUGAGGUGUAAAAUAAAUAAAAAUAAAUGUAGAAAUAAAAUUACCUGCCUGAUUUACAACUCCCAGGGGGCAAGCCAGGUGCUGCAACAAAACUCUAAAGUUAGUUGGUACAGGGUGCACUAUGCAAUAAUAACAAUUAAAUGUUAUGCAGCUUAAAGUGAUCAUUUAAAAUGAUAUAUAAAAUCAUCUUGUGCUCUGUUAUAUACUCUCUGUAUACAGUUGCAAUCACUGACCUAGUUUCCCAGUGUUCUUUUAAGAGUAGGUUUCUGUGUACAUUGUGCUCAAAGAACUCCUUGAUGAGGUUUAUGCAUCCAUAAUCACAGUUUUAUGAUGUGAUAUGAAACACCAUAUGACCAUUAAAGGGACACUCAAUGAACCAUAUCUACUACUGCCUAUGAUGGUGAUUUAUGUACCAUGAAGAAUUCAGAAAAAGUUACCUUUGAAAUCAUUACGUUUUUUGGGUUUUUCUUUUAACCGCCAUUUCAACCUACCCUUCACAAUUGUCACAGUAUACAAACUGCCUGCUGGUACUGUGCAAGUCAUUUAUUUGUAGAAUCUGUGUGACACUGUGCUUUGAGAUGAGCAGAGAAAGGUGUUCUGUGUGUGCGCACUGUAACCGUUUCUUCAAGUGAAGGUGAUUGCCUUGCAUGGAGUUAGCCGGUAGUGUGCUCGCUCGCUAUACACGUACUUGGACAUCUUAAUUGGAAAGUACAUUCUGGUGCUGAUAUUAAAGUAAAAAGAAAGAAAACCACAAAAAAGUUAUGCAUUAGGGAGCAAACAACAUUCUUACAUGAGUUACCUGGCACUGUAACUUUUGCAUUUUAUAUUCAUCAGGUAAAACAUAUAAACAAAAACAAAAAAAUAUCAUGGUAAGUGGAGAAUUGUGAAGGUUGUACUUCAAUUAAUGCGUGGGGCUUCAGUUUAGCUAAGGUAAAUUGGAUCUGGAGUCUGGGCACAACUGUGUGAAUUUAAGCUCAAUAGCCACUUUGUAAUUUUUUGUCCCACAUUUUACAAAUGGGUCUUCUGUUACCACAAUUCACUGUUUAGUAAAUAAACCUUAGUGUUUGCAUUGGUAAAAUAUCUCCCAUGAUAUUAAAUAAAUUCAGGUUAUAUUGAGCCAUUACUGUCCUUUUAAGAAAUGUUUUCCCAUUGAAAUGACCAUAUUUAGUGUAGAACACAUAUUAAUGGAAAAAUAUAGUAAAAAUGAUGUAUGAAGAGCAGCUUUAGGGCAAAGUUUUAAAAGUAGCGCAGUCACCCUGGAAACCAAUGGAAUGUUGCAGCCGAUUGCUCCAAUUAUAGAACUUAGUACUUGUUUAUUUAUCUAUAAAUUAACUGACUUUGAAAGAUUGACUCUUUAUACAUAACCUCAUUCUGUUGAACACAUUAUUUUCUACUACGGUAGGUACAUUACAUAUAUUUGCCCUUCUGAAGGGGUCAUUUGGCAUUUGUGUUUCUAUGUGUAAGCACCCCCAUGGUUUGUUUACUGUAUCAAUCUCCUGUAGAUAUCAUGCCAUCACUCAAUCAGUUUUUCACAAAGCUUGAUCGUGCAGAUACAUGGAAAAUUAUCAAGCGAACCUAGGAGAUUAGUUGGAAUAUGUUCCCAACUUUAAGAACUUAUAGUUUUUACAAGUGAUAUAGGGCAGUUAAAAUUUGUGGAAACUAUGUGAACUUUUAAAAUAUCAACAAUUUUAGGUCACUAUGGGAAUAAACAGAUUUACUAUACAAUAUGUGCAGUUUCCAACAGCUGAGCGUUGUCAUGUAUUAAGUGAAACUGACAUGCUUUGGCUACAGCACUAUUUGUGGUGCUCCUUUACUGGAGAGCAAACCAAGAUCUAAGUAAGAAUGGACUGUACUGGGUCUUGUCUGAAUCACUGGGUUACUGAUGAAGGUAAUGCACUAUUCAGGAAUAUUCAUUUAAGCUAUGUAAGUGGCAGAGGUGUGUUUUUAUCACAUUGCUUUGCAAUAUCCAAGGCUCACUUCAGGCAUUGAAAGUGGGAAAAUCAUCACCACUAUUAGGAAUGUGACCUAGGAUGGCAACUAGUUAUCUUACAUACAUUCUAUGUGUGACAUGGUACUCGCUAAAUUAGAAUUGGUGACAUGCAAUCACGCUCAGUGUGUGACAACACAAUACCUAAAGCUAUUUGUUUACUUGCAUAUAUAGCUACAUGUAAUCUAUGUCAGUUAACAGGCACAAUUCCUGCAACCGUUUACUAUAGCAACAUCAUGCAAACGCAGCAUUCUUGCUAUCCUGACCUAUGUCAAAAUCGUGAAUGCCAUUUGCACAAUUACUAUAAUUGUGAACAAUGCUACACUUCCUUUAAACAAUAUAUUCAUGUUAUUACCCAUUUACAGAAAACUAUAUGACUGUUUUUUUUUCCCCUUUUUUAUUUUUUUAUUUCUUCAGCAACAUCGGUUACAGUGGCUUAAGCAAAGAGCUCAAGCAUUUAAAAGUGGGGAAAACAUGAAAGGGUAAUUUUUAUUUUGUUUAUUACAUGAUUCAUAACACUGGUUUAUAUCUGCAUGGCAUAUCUUAAUGUAUGUGUAUGAAACCGUAUAUCAGUUAUCGGAGACGUUGAUGCAUCCUUGGUGGCUAAUUGUACCACCUCAUACCUGGAAAUUAGGUUCUUUAAAUUAUUUAUUUAUAAAAUCUUUUACCAGGAAGGAUACAUUGAGAUUUCUCUCGUUUUCAAGUAUGUCCUGGGUCCACAAAUCAUUGCAUUGUUACAAUUAGGUACAACAAAAUACAAAAACAAUAUUAAUACAAAAUAAAGCUCUCUUUGUUUUUGAGUGUAUUUCCUAUUUGUUAAGCAGAUAUCUAAUUUUAUAUUUGCAAUUUUGCAUUAUUGUAUUCUAUUUUUUUAUUUCAUAUAUUGUAUUGUGAGGCACUGAAGUCACGAUAUCACUGACUAUAUAUGUCGUAGUGGGGAACAAAACGCUACAGGCCUUUUCUAUUAGGGCUUGUAUAAACAUUCCAUUCCAUGUGAGUGGGCACUCAGCACUUUCUCUAUUUUCAUAUCCACCCAUUGCAAGAUAUACUACACUAUUAGUCCCUAUCUUUUCUAGCUUUUUUUAUUUUAACAUGUACCUACUGAGAGGAGGACCAAAUCAUAUAGUAACAAAGGCCACUGGACAAAUAUAUUAAACUUUUUACUUUUAUUUAUUUUACUGUAUCUCACGUUAUAUAUUUUCACAUCUGGCCCAAUCUUUCUUCUUUACAAAAAUGCCUGUAGGCAGCUGCCUGCUAUGGCAAAUGGGAAAUCUGGGCCCUGGACACAGGUACAAUACAGCAACUACUUCAGAGACUGUUACCUUGCUGAUAGACUGACAGAUUUAUUGGAGAAAGAUAUCAAUAGUUAUAUCCCCUCUUAUCUUCAUACUGAAUUACAGGAGCACCUCAAUUAAAAAGUAUUUCAGUAUUUGUAUAGCACCAACAUUUACAGCAGUGUUUUACAAUGAAUAUAUAUAUAUAAAAGCAAGAAAUGACAAAUAAAGUAAAUAAAAACAAGAUGUGAAGAUGGGCCUACUCAGAUGUGCUUAUAUAGGACUUACAGUACAGGGGUCAAGACUUGCUUUUUCAAGUGUGCACCCACAAGGAAGGAAUUGCCAUAUGCAUCUUGAGUCAUAUAGAGGGAGAGUGGAUGCUGUUUUAUGAGUGAAUGGAGUUGAAAAUUGAUCAUUUUUAAUGAUUUUAAUAUAGUUACAAAACAGCAAAUAAAGAAUAUUGGUUAAAAUAAUAGAAAUGCAAUAGAAUUUGCAAUAAAAGUAGUGCAAACAUUAAAUUACUCUUUACAGGAAGGCUGUGUAAGUCACAUGCAGGGAGGUGUGACUAGGGCUGUAUAAACAAAGUAAUUUUAACCUCUGAAUAGCUGAGAAGUGAAUUGCAGGGGCAUGAUCUAUACACUUAAACUGCUUCAUUAAGCUAAAGUGUUUUGAUGACUAUAGUGUUUUGAUGACUAUAGCUGAGAAGUGAAUUGCAGGGGCAUGAUCUAUACACUUAAACUGCUUCAUUAAGCUAAAGUGUUUUGAUGACUAUAGUGUCCCUUAGUGCCACUUCUGCAUUAAAUCACAGCUCUAGUUGAAAAUUAUCAAAAUUUCAUAAAACCCAGUGGGUUCAACAUGCAGGCUAUCACAGCAUUUUUUUUGUGGGCUUGGCACAUUAACUAGUUGGAACAGUAAUUGCUGCUUGCAAGAUCGCUAUUUUAUUUUUUAAAUACAUCAAUGAUUUGCCUUUCUAAGAAUAAUAAUGUAGCAAUUUCCUGUUCCCUACUAAAAGAAACACAUUUAAAAAUAUAGUUUUUAGGUUAGUGUUACCUAAUUGUGUGUGUGUGUGUGUGUGUGUAUAUAUGUAUGUGUAUGUGUGUGUGUGUGUGUGUGUGUGUGUGUGUGUAUACACACAAAUAUAUACAGAGAUGUUUCUUUAUUUUUCUUUAUUUUUGAAGUGCAGAUAUAGAUUUAUUUUUUUUAAAGUCGCUGCUCACCAAGGCCCCUUGUAGGGUAUUGUUAUGUAACUUGAUUAUGUCUGCAUGCAGGAAUGCAUAAAACUAAAUUCUGACUUAAUGCUACUGUUUAAUUCCUUGCCUAUACUUUGAUAAUUGGAUGAAAAGUAAGACAUACCUAUCUACCUGUGUAAGACAAAGUAACAUUGAAUUGUUCUUACAGCUCAGAAGAUUUUGAAUCCUAUUUGCAGAACGUGAAAUCACAAUAUGAAGUAUUCAGGAGUAGUAGUAAGUUAUUAAACCUAUUAAUUUCUUCACCAGGAAUUUUGCCAGUAGAAAAUCACUUCAUAAUUACUUUCAUAUAAAGCUGUGAUAUAUAUACAAUGCAAACACUUCUGCAUUGUGUUAGUGGUGUGCAGGAUGAUUUGACAUGUCAGUCAUUUAGGACUGAAAAAGAAGAAAUGGGUUUGAUGAACUGGAUAAAGGAAGAUUUGGAGGCUAUAUUAGAAAGCAGGUCACAUAACAAGGGUUUAGUCUUGGUUUUGGAGAGAAGAGGAAGAAUGAGAGAUUACUACCUUACAGACCUUCCUGAGUAAAUUACUGCUUUUAGAAAGUAUAGGGAGUAGUCUCAAAAUUGUCCCUUUCCAAAUAUCCAAAUAAAAAAAUGUUUUUUACUUUUACACCAGUGCUGCCAGCUGCUCCGUCUCCCGCAAAAUCCAGCUCACAAGCCAAUGGCCAAUCUAAUGGUCUUAGAAAUUGAUGAGCAGAAAGCACUGCUUGUGCAUCAAAACUUCCACAUAGAAAAGCAUUGUAGUCAAUGCUUUUUUUAUGGGCUUCUGUGUCACUUGUAUGAUUUUUACUGGCAGUGCUGCCGAAGUGCCUCUAUUGACUGUCAGGGAGAUUAGCUACUGAAAACCUCCAAAAACUGUUUUACAUGGCAGGGUUUAAACUAAAGGACCACUGGAUCUAGACAACUUAAUUGAGGGGACUUUAGUGGUCCUUUAAGCACAGUAACAUUGUAUAAGGGAAUCGUAGAACCCACUGAUUUUAUUACAGUUUGUUGAAGACUCAACUACAAGAAUUUAUCCUGCAUGCUCAGUUAGCUGUUCAAUGAAACUUGUUUUGAUAACAGGACCAGUCUAUUUGCAUAUAAAAUACAUAAACUAGCCUUUAAGACAAGUCUCGAUAAACUGUAAAGUUGCAUAUUUCUUCUAACCAGUCUGUGUAUAUCAUUCAGGGCUUUCUUCUGAUGCCAACAUAUUAACUCCAAACACGGAGAGUAGUUGUGAUCUCACCAACAAAACAAAGUCUACGAGUGGCAAUGAUGAUAACACAUCCCUGGAUCUUGAGUGGGAGGAUGAAGAAGGUGAGGAGUUGGCCCAUGUUAUUCAUGCUUUUUACUUAAUUAAAUAUGUAACAUUUGAGAUAAUGACAUAACAUAGUGUGGUUUUAUUAAAAAGUUACCCCAAGCAUCAUAACCAUUAAGGUAGUACCCUGGUGCUGUUCCCCAGUAAUAUAAACCAACAAUGUCCAUGGUGUCUGAACUGCCUCCAAUCUCUCCAGAGCAUAAUGCCAAUCCUGCCAUACAUUCAUUGCCUGGUAGUGUCAGCUGAGCGCUCUCAGCCAAUGAUUAACUCUGUGAAUAGAAUUCAGCCUCUGUUUCCAGGCUGCCUAUUGACACUGCCGUAAGUGGAAUUACACCUCAGGUACCUACCCUAAAUAUCUUUGUAUGUGCAGCAUUUCAUAUGAAAACACUGCACAUGCAGGCUACUUCCAUCAUGACAAAACACUGGAGUAGUCAUGGUGCUUGGAGUAACUCUUUACCCUCCUUUGCUGCAAAGUGCUUGUCUAGCAAUGAGUUACCGCACUUAAAGGAACACUCAGACAUUCUGAAUAACUAGCUGAACCAACUCCUUUUAAAUGGAUGUUCUAGGUACAAUAUUUCCUACAGUUUAUCUUAGUGGUUAUGGUGCUAGUAGUCUGAGUGCAGCCCAUUCAAGAUAGAAGAAAAAAAAACAGGGCUCCCUUUGUACUGAAAACCCAGCUUCUCUGCUGCCCCAUCUGUAUUACCUGUACCCACCCAAGUUUUCAUAGCUGUGAUUAGCUUCAAGCGCUAGUGGUGAGCUGCAUUCACAGCCUAGAGUAAUUUAUAAUGCGCUGACAACUGUUUUGCAGAAUGUAGACUAAAUAGGUUUGGCCAACUUACCUAGAUAUUUUCUCAGGGUGGCAUUCAACCCCACUAACUAUAUUUCAUCAAUGCUCAGGUAUUAAUGUGUACCCUUUUUGACCUAGGAAUAAAUAGGUUGAUUCCAAUGAGAGAGCGCUCCAAGACUGAGGAAGAUAUUCUGCGUGCAGCCUUAACAUACAGUAGGAAGAAGCCCGGGAGUCACGCGGCCUCAGCCUCUGAUGAUUCGAAUGGGCUGGAGUGGGAGAAUGAUUUUGUGAGCGCAGAAAUGGAUGAUAACGGGAACUCCGAAUAUGCAGGGUUUGUUAACCCAGUAACAGAGCAGUCUGCAGAGCAUCAGGACAGGUAG
Pelobates cultripes (western spadefoot toad) is the source of this 16831-nucleotide messenger RNA. Lineage: Eukaryota; Metazoa; Chordata; Amphibia; Anura; Pelobatidae. The record is from the annotation of a GenBank genome assembly.